AUGGAAUGCGGAGACUCCCCUGGAUUUACCUUCUGUGAUGAUGACAAUCGGGCAUAUAUUGAGGAGUACUCGGAUCCCGGUCAGUUCUAUGUCGGCGAUCGCGUGUUUCUGGUGAUCAGCCAUCCAGACGGCACAAAAUCGCAUGAAGGGCCCUAUGUGAUAGAAUCUGUGUGUUCGGGAAAGCGAUACACCCUCUGCCACCCAAACGGCCAAUCGGUUAGGGCUGGAACUACGAUAGAAGAAAAGGACCUGGAGCCCGCAAGUUCAUGA
This is a messenger RNA of Aspergillus puulaauensis, 270 nucleotides long. RefSeq lists its product as uncharacterized. The record is from RefSeq and is a predicted model, not a curated record. Bases 1 to 270 code for a protein of 89 amino acids. The transcript is spliced from 3 exons. Lineage: Eukaryota; Fungi; Ascomycota; Eurotiomycetes; Eurotiales; Aspergillaceae.